AUGAAUCUUCACCCUAUGACAACCAGGUCCAAGAGUGGUAUUUCCAAAAGAAAGAGGGCAUAUAGAAUCAAGAAACAUGCAGAUGGUUCUAUCGCUUGGCAUAAGAAUUGUUUGGUUGCUAAGGGAUUUAGUCAAGAUGAAGGUAUCGACUAUAGUAAAAUCUUCAGCACUGUAGUAAAACCAACCACUAUUCAAUUAGUCCUUGCUCUUGCAGCUCAGUUCAACUGGUCCUUACGACAACUCGAUGUAAAAAAUGCUUUGAGAGCAAGCAUCAUCCCUCUGAAUUUAUUACUUAAAGAUGAUGGGAAGCCUUAUUCUCAUCCAGCACAAUACAGGAGCAUUGUUGAAGUUCUGCAGUACCUUACCUUCACAAGGCCAGACAUUGCCUUCUCAGUGAAUCAAGCUUGUCAAUUCAUGCUAAUCCCAUGGAAUCUCAUGUUGUGGCGGUUAAGAGAAUCUUGA
Messenger RNA from Prunus armeniaca (apricot), 462 nucleotides. Lineage: Eukaryota; Viridiplantae; Streptophyta; Magnoliopsida; Rosales; Rosaceae. The record is from the annotation of a GenBank genome assembly.